Molecule: messenger RNA, 3350 nt
Organism: Laetiporus sulphureus 93-53
Lineage: Eukaryota; Fungi; Basidiomycota; Agaricomycetes; Polyporales; Laetiporaceae
Product: calcium-transporting ATPase
Exons: 12
Coding region: 129-3128 (999 amino acids)
Biological process (GO): calcium ion transmembrane transport; intracellular calcium ion homeostasis
Cellular component (GO): membrane
Molecular function (GO): ATP hydrolysis activity; P-type calcium transporter activity; ATP binding
Source: RefSeq, a predicted model, not a curated record
CUGCGAUCGUACUUAUACCCGGCCUUCCCUUGGCCUGCAUCCUUCGACGGCCGUUCUUCGUUGCUCAAAAUUGACAUCCGCUUGCUGAAGCCUGCCAUCGCUCUGGUGCAUAGCCGCCUUGUAGAAUUAUGAUCGCCAUAGACGCACCCUGGACGAAAUCGGCCGAAGAGAUCCUACAAUACUACUCAGUAAAUCCUGCUCGAGGCUUGACGACAGAUCUUGCUUUGAAACAUGCUGAACUUUACGGGAAGAAUGAACUAUCGGAAGAGCCGCCCACACCUCUCUGGGAGCUCAUCCUUGAGCAAUUCAAGGAUCAGCUCGUACUCAUCCUCCUGGCCUCUGCUAUAAUCUCUUUCGUCCUAGCUCUAUUCGAAGACUCGGAAGGGGCAAGUUGGUGGAGUGCUUUCGUAGAGCCUGUGGUCAUCCUGCUCAUUCUAGUCGCAAAUGCGACUGUGGGUGUGAUACAAGAGACCAACGCAGAGAAGGCUAUUGAAGCGUUGAAGGAGUAUUCUCCCGAUGAGGCGAAGGUCGUCCGUAAUGGCAAACUUACGCGCAUCCACGCCUCCGAGCUUGUUCCUGGAGACAUCAUCUCCCUUGCAGUAGGCGAUAAAGUGCCUGCGGAUUGCAGGCUACUUACUGUCUCAUCCACGAACCUCCGCAUUGACCAAGCUAUAUUGACUGGCGAGAGCGUCAGCGUCAACAAAACAACGGACCUUGUCAAGGAUCCGAGAGCUGUCAACCAGGACAUGACGAAUAUGCUCUUUGCGGGCACCAGCGUUGUCAGUGGUAAAGCUGCUGCAGUUGUGGUCUUCACCGGUCAGCAUACCGCUAUUGGUGACAUUCACAAGUCAAUCACUUCUCAAAUCAGUGAGAAGACCCCGCUCAAGCGCAAGCUCGAUGAUUUUGGUGAUAUGCUCGCUAAGGUCAUUUCUGUGAUCUGCAUUCUCGUUUGGAUUGUCAAUUACAAGCAUUUUUGGGAUCCCGCACACGGAAGUGCUCUCAAGGGUGCGGUGUAUUACUUCAAAAUUGCCGUCGCACUUGCUGUUGCCGCUAUACCCGAAGGGCUGGCUGCUGUUAUCACUGCAUGUCUCGCGCUGGGUACUCAGAAAAUGGCGCACAAGAAUGCCAUAGUCAGGAACUUGCCCAGUGUGGAGACGUUGGGAUGCACGAAUGUCAUAUGUUCUGACAAGACGGGUACAUUGACCACUAACCAAAUGAGCGUGUCAAAGUUCUCGGUGAUCGACUCAACAACUGGGUCACCCAAAGAGUAUACAGUAGAAGGGACAACUUAUGCACCUCAUGGGUUGGUUAAGUCUGCUGAUGGCAAAGAUGCCUCUGCUGAACUUCGUUCGAAGUCGAUCCAACGUCUGGCCGAGAUCAGCGCAAUCUGUAAUGACGCAAAGAUUGUCUAUCAUCCGGAAAAGUCCUCGUAUGCUAACGUUGGAGAGCCUACUGAAGCUGCACUGAAGGUCCUAGCGGAGAAGCUGCCGUGUCCUGACGCGGAAUUUUCCAAAUCACUUUCGUCCUUGGACCCGUCGUCUCGCGCUAGCGCUGUUAGCGAGUUCUACGAACAUCACAUCCACCGAGUAUCAACUUUCGAGUUCUCUCGUGAUCGCAAAAUGAUGUCGGUGCUUGGUCGCAAGGAUGGUAGUGGUGUCCUCUAUGCGAAGGGUGCGCCUGAGUCUAUCCUCGGCCAGUGCACGUCGGUACUCGUGGGCGAAAACACUAUUCCUAUCACACCUGAGCUGCACGCUGCCAUUCACAAGCAGGUCAUCGCAUACGGCUCUCAAGGGCUCCGCACGCUCGCUCUCGCAUAUGCCGAUGGACGACCUCUGGAGGCUAGUUACUAUCGGACUGACAAUACGGCGGACUACAUCCAGUUCGAGCGAGACAUGACUUUUGUCGCUCUUGUGGGCAUGCUUGAUCCUCCUCGUCCCGAAGUACCAGCUGCAGUGGCCAACUGCAAAGCUGCCGGUAUCCGCGUCAUCUGUAUUACCGGUGACAACAAGGACACUGCGGAGACAAUCUGCAGAAAGGUGGGAAUCUUUGGGCCUGAUGAAGACCUCACUGGGAAGAGUUACACCGGAAGGGAAUUCGACGAGCUAAGCGACGAAGAGAAGCUCAAGGCUGUGAUGAGGGCAGGUCUAUUCUGCCGUACAGACCCAAGGCAUAAGAGUCAGCUCGUGGAUCUUCUGCAGAGUCAGGGACUUGUAGUUGCUAUGACUGGUGAUGGCGUCAAUGAUGCUCCAGCUCUGAAGAAGGCCGAUAUCGGAGUCGCCAUGGGAAGCGGCACCGAUGUCGCCAAGUUGGCAGCUGACAUGGUUCUUGCCGAUUCUAACUUCGCCACGAUCGAAUUGGCAGUAGAGGAAGGCAGGCUGAUCUAUAACAACACGAAGCAGUUCAUUCGCUACCUCAUCUCUUCUAAUAUCGGCGAAGUCGUCAGCAUAUUCUUGACUGUGCUCUUGGGCAUGCCCGAGGCACUGAUUCCGGUGCAGUUGUUAUGGGUGAACCUCGUGACCGACAGUCUACCAGCGACUGCUCUGGGAUUCAAUCCUUCAGAUCACAAUAUCAUGCGCGUUCCUCCACGUAACAAUCGGGAACGACUUGUCGGACCAUGGUUAUUCAUGCGAUACAUGAUCAUCGGCACCUACGUCGGCUGCGCCACAGUUGCAGGAUACGCUUGGUGGUUCAUGUAUUACAGCGGAGGCCCACAAAUUUCCUUUUGGCAAUUGACGCACUUUCACCAAUGCUCGUCACUGUUUCCAGAAGUCGGUUGCGAGAUGUUCACCAAUGAGAUGGCCCAUCACGCGACGACGAUGAGCUUGUCCAUCCUGGUUACCGUCGAAAUGUUUAAUGCGAUGAACUCGCUCUCUGAGAAUGAGAGUCUGCUUGCGCUUCCUCUCUGGAAGAACCCAUUCCUUGUAGCUGCGAUCACGUUGAGCAUGGUCCUUCACCUGGGCAUUUUAUAUAUACCGUUCUUCACGACGUUGUUCUCCAUCACACCACUCAACUGGGUUGAGUGGAAAGCGGUGUUGUACUUCAGUGCGCCUGUCAUUCUGAUUGACGAGGUCUUGAAGUUCAUUUCAGCGACCUUUGUUGCCCCGGCUUCCAAAACCAAGACGGACUAAUAGUACGUAAAGUCCUCUACGAGCCAUCAUUGUAUAGCACGUACUGUAGAUGGAUGGAAGCAAUCCUUCUCCGAUGAUGAAGGAUUGUUCUAUCUGUCGGCUUAAUGCGCCGGCGGUAUAUAAAAUGUUUAAAAAAAGGCUUAAUGUGCGGGAGCACUGGUAUUGCAUGUUCCGUACCGCUUCUCCAACAAAAGAAGUGUGCAUCGGAUGGUUGAACAACGG